AUGAUAAUUUUAUACAAAAAUGGUACUGCAAGUAAGAAACUCUGCAAAGACUGGUACAAAAAAAGAUUAAAAAGUAAAGAAGACGAACGAAGCAGAAUUGUUCAAAUGGCUGCUGAAAUUGUUUUAGAAGAUAUACGGUCUAAAGUAUACGAUAUGAAUUACUACGAAAUUCCAGAUUUAAACGAAGGCAAUCUCUUUAAGGAUGUUCCUGAAUCUUUACAAGUUUUUUUGAAUAUUGUGUGCAAAAGUAAUAAACAAAAGAGUACAAAUAAUGUUAGUAGGAUGGACAAAAAGCAGCCACAGAGUCUCAUUGUAUCAUCACAUCCGUAA
Molecule: messenger RNA, 330 nt
Organism: Psylliodes chrysocephalus
Lineage: Eukaryota; Metazoa; Arthropoda; Insecta; Coleoptera; Chrysomelidae
Source: the annotation of a GenBank genome assembly